AUGGAGCUGAUGGAAAACCAACGGUCUCUUAUAAAGAGACCAGGAUCAGGAUUUACCAGCAUUCUUGCUCCUUUGAUGAUGGAGCCUCUGGUUUCUUCACGCCCCACCAUAAACACAUUUUCUGUCCGAGGAACUGAAGAUCAGGAAAGACAGAAACAGGAAGUGAAGGAUAUUCUGGCUGACCUGCAGAAUAAGAUGGACUACCUUCUUCCAUCUGCAGAUUUAUUACCGAACUUUGCGCUGAAAUCACAAGGCGCAAAGGUUUUACAAUGGAUGCCAUCGGCCGUACAUCCUGGCCAAAUACAGAGAUGCAGUGGGUUUGGGUUUGCCCCAGAACGGCCAUCGAUCCACCCAGAUAUUGUUAUUCAGGGGAGGACUCGCCUACACCCAGGAGAGUGCUGGGGAUUUGAAGGUUCCCAGGGACAUUUAGUCAUCGCCCUGUCCCACAGAGUCGUAAUCAGUCACGUCACCUUGGGACACAUUCCUAAAAUGUUGUCCCCGACUGGUAACAUCUGGAGUGCUCCCAAGGAGUUUUCUGUUUAUGGAAUGAGGGAGCCUGAACAGGAAUGGACUCACCUGGGAACCUUUAUCUACGAGGAGGAUGGAGAUCCUCUUCAGACCUUUGAGCUACCGAGCCACGAAAAAGUGGCCUUCAGCUCUAUAAAGCUUCAGAUAAACAAUAACUGGGGCCAUCCAGAGUACACCUGCCUCUACAACCUCUACACCCACAGCAGGCUCUUGGAGGGUGCAUGGAAGUUCGCUCAGCCAGUCUACAUCUGCUUUGUGGACUUGGAAGAGGCGGCCGACUGUGUCCCACUGGGAACCCUGUGGGAGGAUGACCUACGGCCUUCACUGGAGCAGUUCGCAGCCGAGUAUGAAGUAACUAGGAUGAGGAUCGGUCACCUGUUAGAUCACUGUAUGAUCGCUGUCUGUGCGUGGUCUUCAUUGCCGGCAAUGAUGUGGUCCUAUUGUCUUCAUCAGGGCGUGACCUACGGCCUUCACUGGAGCAGUUCGCAGCCAUGUGUGAAGCAGCUAGGAUGA
This is a messenger RNA of Gambusia affinis (western mosquitofish), 1041 nucleotides long. Its product is annotated as SUN domain-containing protein 3-like. The record is from RefSeq and is a predicted model, not a curated record. Gene Ontology annotation, cellular component: meiotic nuclear membrane microtubule tethering complex; nuclear envelope. Gene Ontology annotation, biological process: nuclear envelope organization. Gene Ontology annotation, molecular function: protein-membrane adaptor activity. NCBI's taxonomy places the organism in Eukaryota, Metazoa, Chordata, Actinopteri, Cyprinodontiformes, Poeciliidae. The transcript has 10 exons. Bases 1 to 1041 code for a protein of 346 amino acids.